AUGGAUUCAAUCCCUGCUUUUAAAAUUGCUUUAUUUAUCAUCUUCCUUUUUAUCAUUGCUGAUGCUUCAACCAUCUUACCACCUAAAAUCUUUAAUGUGGAUAAUUAUGGAGCAAGAGCUGAUGGAAGCACAGAUGACAAAUUUUUUACUCUGUCUAUUCAUUUAUUUUGGUUACUUUUGCCAAAGGCAUUUCUGAGAGCUUGGAAUGAUGCAUGCCAAUGGAGAGGAAGAAGCAAAGUUUUGAUUCCAUUGGGGAACUACAUGUUGAAUUCUGUCACAUUUGUAGGGCCAUGCAAUGGUGAAAUGAUAUUUGUGAUUAAAGGGACCCUAAGGGCUCCUACUAAUCCUGCAUUAUUUUUCACUAAUACUUGGAUUGGAUUUCGUUAUGUGGAUAAUUUGACUCUGGAGGGUGGUGGAUAUUUAGAUGGUCAAGGUGCUGCUGCUUGGCCUCAUAAUGAUUGUAGCAAAAAUAUUGGAUGUUUGCCCCUUCCUAUUAGCUUGAGGUUGGACUUUAUUACAAAUUCCAGGAUACAGAAGCUAAGGUCGAUUAAUAGCAAAAACGCCCAUGUCAACCUUUUUGCAUGCAACAACAUAAACAUCAGUCAUGUCAGGCUGUCUGCUCCAGGGAACAGUCCCAAUACAGAUGGAAUCCAUAUUGGUUUCUCAAACAACAUCAAGAUAUCAAGUGUCAACAUUGGAACCGGUGAUGAUUGCAUAUCCAUGGUUUCAGGCAGCCAAAACAUUGUCAUUUCUGACGUCUUCUGUGGUCCUGGCCAUGGAAUCAGCAUUGGAAGCCUCGGAAGAGCCUUUGCAAAAGAAUAUGUGAUGCACAUUAAUGUUGUCAAUACAACUUUCAGGAACACUCAAAAUGGUGUAAGGAUCAAAACUUGGUCACCUUCUUCACCUAGUUUGGCUUCAGAUAUUAAUUUUCAGGACAUUAUCAUGGAUAAUGUUAACAACCCUAUCAUCAUUGAUCAAGACUACUGCCCCUUUUGCUCCCCAACGGGUGGUGAAUCCAUCUCACAAGUUCAGAUCAGAGAUGUAACAUUCAGGAACAUUUCGGGCACAUCUAGUUCAAAAGUUGCUAUAUACUUGCAAUGCAGUAGAGUGGUGCCAUGUCAUAAAGUGAAGCUUGUGGAUAUAGACUUAGCUUACAGAGAAGCAGGAGGACCUGCAAUUGCAUCUUGUUCUAACGUUUAUGGUGCUUCGUAUGGCAAACAGGUGCCUUCUGGUUGCCUAUAGUCUCAAGUCACAUAUUUCUCAGACUAGGACACAUUCCUAACAUAGAAUAGAUUUGAUGGACAUGAGUGUCCAUCCAGUUAAAAAUUUGACAAUGUUCUGCUGUACUCCAGACAAUUCAAAAACCUAUUGGCGGCUCUGCAUGAAGAAAGAUACUUUAAUUUCUCCAAUUAUUUCAAAGGGAUUUACAUAUAUGUAGCUGAAAUUGUGCUGCAAAGCUAAGGAUAAUGUAUGAAAAUUAUUUUAGGUUGCCUAAUCUAGGCUUAGGUCAUAAUAAGAUAAUUUUUUCCACCGGAGAAUAGAGCUCUAGCAUUGGAAGAAACCUCUUCUGGUGAAGUAGAUUUUCUGACCUGCGCAUGGGACUCUGCAUCCUGCUGAAACAUACGGACUAUCUCUUGGAGCUCUAAUCUUCGAACCUCAACCUGCUCUUCAAAUUCUGGUUUUUGCAAUCCAAGAUAGAUCAAG
Messenger RNA from Coffea arabica (coffee), 1704 nucleotides. The record is from RefSeq and is a predicted model, not a curated record. Lineage: Eukaryota; Viridiplantae; Streptophyta; Magnoliopsida; Gentianales; Rubiaceae.